Arthroderma uncinatum is the source of this 2688-nucleotide messenger RNA. RefSeq lists its product as uncharacterized. Bases 1 to 2688 code for a protein of 895 amino acids. Lineage: Eukaryota; Fungi; Ascomycota; Eurotiomycetes; Onygenales; Arthrodermataceae. The record is from RefSeq and is a predicted model, not a curated record. The transcript has 3 exons.
AUGGCCGCUUCGAUGUCUAUAUUAUCACAAACAUUGCAAUCAAUUACCAAAACAAAGAUCGAAGAACUUAUUUCCCAGCGCAAGUCCUUCGAGAACGUUAAGGGCAAGCUCCUUGGCUCCGUUCGCCCUGAAGACCACGAUGUUCGAACCCGCGUUGCUCGACUUCAUGACGGCGUAGAGAAGCUGGAGCUCUGGAGCUGGAGUGCCUUGAACAAUAUCCGACGCUGGCUAGCACAAUCUCGGUAUGACUCCACUGUCACGGAUUCGAUGUUACUCAAGUUCGAGGACCAACUACGCUCCAAACUGGACCAGCAGAGCCGCAAGCUUAACUUGGCCUACCUUUACUCGCAACUUCUAAUUGAAUGGACCGAUGCUUCCGAGGAAGAGUUGGUCCCCGAACUAUCAAAGUUUGAAAAACCCACCCACGAUGACGAUUUCAAUGUGGUUCAUGAUUUCCAAAACGAGCGGUUCCAGCAGCUGAGGGAGAGCUUUGAGAAUGUCGUGUUCGAGCCCUUGGACACUAACGAGGAAAAAAUCACCAAACACCUUUCCUCACUCUUCGCUGAUGACCAUGGGAAAAAGCGACUUGAAACCCUUCGAGCCCAUAUCAGCGCGAACGGGCGAAUGUUGCUGGGAAACAGGCGGCCGAUUAAGCUAGGGGAGCUCAAGCUAUGCAUUAAAUCCCUGUUAAAGAACGAUCUACUACAGGAGGAGACAGCGGCUACGCUACGUAACUUCUUGCGUGACGAUACUGUACUGGAAGAGAUCCGAGAUGUCUUGAACAUGAGAUAUGCAAACCUAGACAAAUGGUCUUGGAACUUAGGCUCCCGAGGAAUGCCUGUUCGGCCGCGCCAAAGUUUGAAUGGAAAAUGGCGAGUGGUGAUAGAUGAGGAUGUGUUACAAACUCUGCUUGUUCACUACAUCGGACAUAAAUGGGCAUCGCCAGUCAAGCAUGCGCUGAAGGGGGCGUUGCACACACCCAGAGAUCAGGUAAAUAUACCUCGGGAGCAGCUAAAUAGGCGGUAUUACUAUCUUGGUGACCAUGCGCUGGAUCCUCAAUUUACGUUUAAUGUCGAGCAUCACCGACGAAGCGAUUUUCAACAACACUUCUUCUUGUCAACGCUCCCUUCAAAGCCUUUUGGGGACGCUGCCUAUGAUGACGACGAAGUGGCUGAAGAUAGCGAUGAUGAAGAGGAAGCCGACAAGUUGUCACCCGUCGGUGUAAAGCAGCUCCUCAUCCGGACCUUAGCCACGGAGGUCCUUGUGAAAAAAUCAAUUGAGGGGGAGGUGGCCGUAAUCCAGAGUGAUUUCCAGUGGUUUGGAACCGGAUUGACCCAUACUUCCAUCUUUGCAUGCUUAAGGUUCUUGGGGUUCCAAGAAGAAUGGGUGACGUUCUUUGAGAAGGCUAUCCAGCCUCCACUAGAUAUGAUGAAUGGUGGCCCUGUCCGAAAGAGAGCGAGAGGGCUUCCUAUGGGUCAUAUCCUGGCAAAGCUGCUUGGAGAAGUUGUCCUUUUUUUCAUGGACUUGGCUGUCGAGAAAGAUGCAAAUAUGCUUCUCUAUCGUUUCCAUGAUGAUUUCUGGCUGUGCGGAAAGUCUGAGCAGUGUGCAGACGCAUGGACAGCUAUGCAAAAGUUUGCGGAUGUAAUAGGCUUGGUGUUCAACAAGAGAAAAACCGGCUCAGUAUAUCUUGUGGAUACCAAGGUCAAGAAGAUACAACCAGAGAUCAUGAAGAAACUCCCAGAUGGACCAGUGACGAUAAACUUCCUUACCUUGGACCCUGGUACCGGAAAAUGGAUUGUGAACAAGGACCACGUCAAACAGCAUGUAAUGCAGCUGAAGAAACAGCUAGAUGAGUGCAAGAGUGUGUUAGCAUGGGUGGAAACCUGGAAUAGCUGCAUUGGUCGAUUUUUCAGCUACACAUUUGGCGAACCAGCAAACUGUUUCGGUCGCGAGCACCUCGACUCAGUGCUUGAGACACAUAAAUAUAUCCAAUGCCUCAUUUUCGAUGGGAAAAAUGGCAACGGACUGAACGCAACGGAUCAUAUUUUCCAGAUGAUCUCAAAACGGUUCGAUGUGCAUGGCAUCCCUCAUGGGUUCCUUUACCUUCCAGAAGCAUUCGGUGGCCUAGGGUUAGUUAAUCCGUUCAUACCGCUGACCCUCGUUGACGAUGGCGUUUGCGAUGACCCUGUUGAGCGCAUCCAUGCAUUUCUCGAGAAUGAACGCACGUUUUACGAAACAGCUAAACGGGAGUUCGAAGGCCUGUCUGAGUUCGAGCGCCGUCAGCGGUUUAGAAAGUCCUUCCCGCUAGACGAGGAGGCUAAGCACAGCAGCCUUUCAUGGGAUGAUGCACAGCAUUUCUUCAGUUUUGAAGAAUACUUCAAGUGGUAUGAAAAACCCCAUGUUCAGUUUUACAAUCUCUACACAUAUCUGCUGGAGGCCGCGGUCAAGGAGGAGCUGGAUUUCCUGCCCCACGUCAAGGCUGCGUUGCUUGAUUUGGCUCGCACUCGAAAGCAGCCAGAGAUGAGUCCUGUAAAUAUGUCAUUGGAGGUAAAAUGGGCGGUUCAGCUAUACGCUGACGAGCUGUUCGAGAAAUGCGGCGGGCUUAGCAUUGUUGACAAAUCCCUGUUACCGUUGGGUGUUUUAAAAGCAAUGCGAUCUAGGCGAGUAAAGUGGCAGAUGUCACUUUAA